Aethalodelphis obliquidens (Pacific white-sided dolphin) is the source of this 1118-nucleotide messenger RNA. It is a transcript of the gene CHLSN, whose product is annotated as cholesin. The transcript is spliced from 5 exons. NCBI's taxonomy places the organism in Eukaryota, Metazoa, Chordata, Mammalia, Artiodactyla, Delphinidae. The coding region runs from base 76 to 633 and encodes 185 amino acids. The record is from RefSeq and is a predicted model, not a curated record.
GCCGCUCCGGUGGGCGGGACCGCGUUACCUGGGCGCCGCGUCUGCCGGAAGCCGGCGUCGGCAGCCACGCGCAGGAUGGCAAAACAGAAGAGAAAAGAUAGCCAAGUGACAAAGGAAAAGAACAAAAAACUGAAGAAGGCGGUAGCAAGAGAGAUGCCUCUGGCACCUGCGGCCCCGCCGGGCACUGAGGGGGCCCCAGCCGAGGGAGCCGCGUCCCCGGAGGAGCAGAGGGUCCUGGAGAGGAAGCUGAAGAAGGAGAGGAAGAAAGAAGCCCGGAGGCGGCUGCAGGAAGCGGGCAUCUCCGUGGCCCAGAGCCCAGCAGCCAGGCGCUCGGGGGCCGCGCUGGCCUUGGACUACCUGUGCAGCUGGGCCCAGCAGCACGAGAACUGGAGGUUUCAGAAGACGAGGCAGACCUGGCUGCUGCUGCAUAUGUACGACCGUGACCAGGUCCCCGACGAGCACUUCUCCACCUUGCUGGCCUACCUGGAGGGGCUCAGGGGCCAGGCCCGCGAGCUGACGGUGCGGAAGGCAGAGGUGCUGAUGCGGGAGCUGGACGAAGCGGGUGCAAGCGCCGACGCCCCACUGCCGGGGAGGACCCAGCGCGUCCGGCAGGUGCUGCAGCUGCUCUCCUAGCGGGCGGCGCGGGGGUGCGGGGGUGGGGUCCCUGGCCCUCCUGGCCCCUGACCCUUGCAGGGACCACUGCUCUCUCCUGAUUCCUUGGCCAGAAAUUGUUUAUAGGGGAUGACAGUUUUAACCCCUUCACAGCAGCACGCAGUCACUCUGAAAUAGGCUGCCCUCCCAGUGGCCCUCAGGCCCCCAAGGAAGUUGCUUAUUAAGGGAAAUGCCCGUUUUUGUCCCAGGGAUGUCUUAGAGAUCACCAGAGCUGGCCCUCCCCGCCCGCUGUGGUCCAUCCGUGUGGGGGCUUGGGCCCCCCCAUGGGUCUGGCGGCCCCUCGGUGCCGGCCGCCUGGCCACCUGCCUGCGUUCACCUAGGGGCCUGCGCUGUGGCUCAUCCAUGUCGCCUCCCUCCUCAGGCAGCCACGGCUCCGCUGGCCACUUACAGGGAAAACCUGGGUGUAUUUUCAAUAAAAACCGGCCUCUGGAGGCUGUGGCUCUUGU